This is a messenger RNA of Rhipicephalus sanguineus (brown dog tick), 1020 nucleotides long. RefSeq names its product parathyroid hormone/parathyroid hormone-related peptide receptor-like. Gene Ontology annotation, biological process: cell surface receptor signaling pathway; adenylate cyclase-modulating G protein-coupled receptor signaling pathway. The record is from RefSeq and is a predicted model, not a curated record. Gene Ontology annotation, cellular component: plasma membrane. Bases 1 to 1020 code for a protein of 339 amino acids. Gene Ontology annotation, molecular function: peptide hormone binding; G protein-coupled peptide receptor activity. NCBI's taxonomy places the organism in Eukaryota, Metazoa, Arthropoda, Arachnida, Ixodida, Ixodidae. The transcript is spliced from 10 exons.
AUGAGUGCAGGAACUGCGACCAAAUACUGCACUGAAAAUGGCACAUGGUACUUCAGCCUCCAGCACGGGCAUCUCUGGACCAACUAUUCCCAAUGCAUCACGGGAAGGACAUCAGAUAGCCUCACUAUACUGGAGCCUCACCUUCCAAACAUCAAGCUAAUCUCAAAGGUUGGAUACACCGUAUCUUUGGUCAGCCUUUUCAUCGCUUUCAUCAUCCUGGCUUCAGUGAAGAGGUUACGCUGCCCCCGAAACAACCUGCACCUGCACCUCUUCAUGUCUUUCAUCUUUCGCGCACUCGCCGUGCUCGUUAAAGACGCCAUCUUUGUCGACGGAGUGGGACUCAGCCCAGACAUGGACUUCAAUCAGAAUAACGUGGUGUGCAAGGUGUUCACCAGCUUCUGGCAUUACGUGCUCAUGGCCAACUACUGCUGGAUUCUCAUGGAGGGUCUCUACCUGCACAGCCUUGUCUUCCUCGCCUUCUUCACGGACAGCUCUAGCAUACUGCGAUACAUCGCCCUUGGAUGGGGGCUGCCUGUGAUUUUCUUGGUACCCUGGAUUAUUGUGAGGGCAACGCUGGAGGAUAUAUUGUGCUGGACAACAAAUGCUACAAAGUCCUAUUUUUGGAUAAUCAGAGGACCGAUCACCAUCUCUAUUAUGGUCAGCUUUGUCCUCUUCAUAAACAUCACACGAGUACUCUUCGUUAAGCUCUUCACGACAGGCACUCAAGAGGCACGUAAAUACCGAUACAGGAAGUGGUUCAAGUCUACCUUGGUGCUGGUGCCUCUGUUUGGCGCCCACUACGCACUGCUGCUGGGCAUGUCCCUAGCUGCUGCCGGAGACAUGCUGGAGCUCGUCUGGCUGUACAUCGACCAGCUUUUCUCGUCUUUUCAGGGCUUUCUAGUGGCGACGCUUUACUGCUUCUUGAACAUGGAGGCGCCUCCUGCGAUGUGCCUGCUAUCCAACCUACGGACCUGGAAAUCUAGCUUCUGCACUUCACCGUUUGCCAGAGAACGCACUUGA